AUGAACCCUACUGCUAGCGACGCCACCGUGCCUCGCUUCGUACGCGCCGUCUACGACAUGCUGCAGAACGAAGACCAGCGCAUCCUCUCCUGGUCGGCGGACGGGUCGCACUUCCAGGUGUACGACGUCCCGCGGCUCGAGACAAAGGUGCUGCGCAAGUACUUCAAGCACGGCAAGUUCACCAGCUUCCAGCGCCAGCUCAACAACUUCGGCUUCCACAAGUGGACCAAGACGCGCGCCAGCGUCGCCACCUUCAGCCACGACGUGCUCGUGCGGUGCCACGUGUCGGAGCUCGCCGUCCUGCAGCAGCGACGGCGAGAUCCACGACCAUGUCUGCCAAGCGGCCCCGGAGCCUUCUGGCUGCGACGCGAGACGUCCAGCGCAGCGAAGAAGCAGAAGAUGUCGCCGCGCGACGUGUGCGCCGUCGACGAUCUGGCUGAAAUCAGCUUUGACUGCGUGCUGGAGCCGCUAUGGGCACUGGGCGACAACUGCAACACGGACGAUGGGCUGCUGCUGGACCCGCUUGACUCCGUCGAGCUGACCGCGUUGGUCGAGCUGGACUGGGACGCCGCCAUCUCGCCACUCCAGCUUGAGCUGGAAGCGGAUGCUCGCGCCGAUGAGAACAACAACAGCAUCGACGUCAACUGCGCUGCGUCGGGGCUACUCAGCGAGGACGACGUGGCCGCUGUAGUAUGCGACCUGGACGCCGCGCAGGUGCUGUCGAACUGCGAGCUGGACUCGCUGCUCGGUGACGCCUCCGACUCGGACGACGCUGACUUUGCCAUCGACGCUAACUUCGAUAUGGCCACCAGCAUUGGCAUUGACGUCGCCCUGGACGCCGACAGCUUGCUGUUCGUGUAG
Messenger RNA from Phytophthora sojae, 861 nucleotides. RefSeq lists its product as hypothetical. NCBI's taxonomy places the organism in Eukaryota, Oomycota, Peronosporomycetes, Peronosporales, Peronosporaceae. Bases 1 to 861 code for a protein of 286 amino acids. The record is from RefSeq and is a predicted model, not a curated record. Gene Ontology annotation, biological process: regulation of DNA-templated transcription. The transcript is spliced from 2 exons. Gene Ontology annotation, molecular function: sequence-specific DNA binding; DNA-binding transcription factor activity.